Nelumbo nucifera (sacred lotus) is the source of this 1676-nucleotide messenger RNA. RefSeq names its product serine carboxypeptidase-like 25. Gene Ontology annotation, molecular function: serine-type carboxypeptidase activity. Lineage: Eukaryota; Viridiplantae; Streptophyta; Magnoliopsida; Proteales; Nelumbonaceae. Gene Ontology annotation, biological process: proteolysis. The record is from RefSeq and is a predicted model, not a curated record. Gene Ontology annotation, cellular component: vacuole.
ACGGCUAGUUCUACUUUCCACCCUUCGUAAGCUUGUUUCUUGUACCAGUAGUACUCGUUGGACUUCAUAGCCGUAGUCAUGAACAAAGGAGAGAUUUUUGCUUCCAUGGUUUUUGCUUUUCUUCUUCUGUCCGUGGGUUAUUCAAGCAGUCAUGAAGAAGAAGAAGCUGAUCGGAUAACAGCACUUCCGGGUCAGCCAAAUGUCUCCUUUCAGCAGUUCUCCGGCUAUGUCACCGUCGAUCAAGUCGCCGGGAGGGCCCUAUUUUAUUGGCUCACUGAAGCAGUUCAGGACCCAGUCUCUAAACCUUUGGUUGUUUGGCUUAACGGAGGUCCUGGCUGUUCAUCGGUGGCUUAUGGUGCUUCAGAAGAGAUAGGUCCAUUCAGGUUAAACAGAAGCGGGUCGGGUUUAUACAUUAACAAGUUCUCAUGGAACAUUUUAGCAAACCUUCUGUUCCUUGAAACGCCGGCCGGCGUCGGGUUCUCUUACACCAACAGAUCGUCGGACCUCCUCGACACCGGUGAUCAGCGCACUGCUAAGGAUUCACUAGAGUUCUUGAUCCGAUGGUUGGAUCGGUUCCCACGUUACAAGAACCGGGAAGUCUACUUGACUGGAGAGAGCUACGCCGGGCACUACGUCCCACAAUUGGCCAGAGAAAUUAUCAGAUACAACACGAAGGCUAUGCACCCAAUUGAUCUCAAAGGAAUAAUGGUUGGGAAUGCAGUGACAGACAACUACUAUGACAACCUGGGAACAGUAACCUACUGGUGGAGCCACACCAUGAUUUCUGAUAGAACUUACAGGCAGCUCCUGAGUACCUGUGACUUCCAUGGCCAAAAGGAAUCAAAAGAAUGUGAAUCACUAUAUGCAUAUGCCAUGGAUCAAGAAUUUGGCAACAUUGAUCAGUACAACAUAUAUGCUCCACCUUGCAACAAUUCAGAUGGCACUGGUUUUACACGUAGGAUGCUGCGUUUGCCACAUCGGCCAUACCCGGUUUUCUGGCAGUUUUCUGGUUAUGACCCAUGUACAGAAAAAUAUGCUGAGGUUUACUACAACAGACCAGAUGUGCAGAAAGCCCUCCAUGCCAACACAACCCAAAUCCCUUAUAAAUGGACUGCUUGCAGUGAAACUUUGAACCAGAAUUGGAAUGACACAGAAGCAUCAAUUCUUCCCAUUUACAAAGAAACUAUUGCUGCUGGUUUGAGGAUCUGGGUGUUCAGUGGCGAUGUCGAUUCAGUCGUUCCGGUUACAGCCACCAGGUUUUCGCUUGCACACCUCAAUUUAUCUAUCGAAAUUCCAUGGUAUCCAUGGUAUGUAAAGAAACAGGUGGGAGGAUGGACAGAAGUUUAUGAAGGGCUAACAUUUGCAACAGUAAGAGGGGCAGGUCAUGAAGUACCACUUUUUAAGCCUAGAGCAGCUCUUCAACUCUUCAAAUCAUUUUUAAGGGGGAAGAAUCUACCAAGAUCAUGAAAACACAAUUAUAUAUUCUUCUUUAUUUUCAUUAGUCUAGACAAAAAAAAAUACCAUUUAUAAUUUACAAGGAAAAGCAAGUUUGGAGAGAGAGAGAGAGAUUGUGAUAAAGGAAACAAAAUGAAAUCAAGAUGGUUUCCUCUGUAACUUAUAUUUGAUUUGGAUGGCCAAUGUGAGGAAAUAAGAAAAUGGUCUUGAUUUUCUCUCUA